AUAAUGUGUCAGCCAAAAUUGGCUUCUAGGGCAUACAUCUAAUACUUAGAGCUUAAUUUCUUGAAUAUUAUUAAGCAUAUUGAUUACCAUUGUUACUAUCUUAGUUCAAAUAUGAUUGAUAUUUUCUUUGGUGCACUUUCCUUCUUUGCUAUAUUGUUCGGUUAAUAUUGAUGUACAUAUUGUUGUAAACGUGAUACAAAAAUAUAUAGAAUCAAUAUAUUUCUUUCCAUUCCCUUAUUUUAUCGAAUAUAUUGGAAAGAAACUAUCCUGCAGAUUUUUCUUUUUCAAAAAAAAUCUUUCAUUUUUUUUAAAAUUUUCAAUAGUGAUCUUUGUGAUCUAUAUAUCUUUCAAAGAACUCUUAACUCUCAACAACAGUUGUUAACUGAGUUGCUUAAUUCUCUUCACCUGAAAGGCCUCAAAUUCAAACUUGAGUGGUGAAGUAUGCAAGGGAGUGAUACCAACCAAUUAUUCUAACAAAUGCUAGCCCUACCUUUUUAUUAGUAAGAAUGAGAGUUGGAUAUUCAAGAUAAAUAAGAUUCAUUCUUUCGGCAUAACAAUGAGAGUUUGCUAUCUAAGAUAAAUAAGUUUAAUUCUUUAAGUCAUGUCAAGGUAGGAAAAGAAUUGGAUCGUCACAUAGAUUGUACACCUAAUUCCACAAUUCUUGGUGUGCUGCUUCCAUUCCUUACUACAUGUUAGAAAAUAGUGUACUAGUCUAUUAGAGAAAGUAUAUAGGAUUAGCUUUACGUCCCAUAUCCAUUGUAUGGAAAAAAAAAAUCGUGGUUGCCACUCCUGCAACCUAAGCUUGUUCCCAUAAUAGCCACAAGUUUAGUGUUCAAGAAUAUUUUGACAAGAUUACGGAAUAAUUCAGCAAAAAAUUCAAUAAAGUUUAAAAAUCAAAAUACAUUGCUAUGUAAUUAUUUAAAAUUGUGUAAUGCAUGUAAUUAAUUAGAAUUAUAUAUCUUAUAUCUAUUUAGAAAUCAUAUAUAUUAAAUUAGUGAAAGUGUACCAAACCUAGGAACUAUGAAGAAGAGUGCUAGGCAAUAUUGUGUGGAAGGAUGAAAAGAAAUAAAAUUUGGAGAAGAGCAUAGGACAGAGGUGAGGAAGCUUACUGAUGCAGGAUAAUGCAGAGAAGAAAGGGAGAAGGAGGAAGAAGAGGUUAUAAAGACACAGCAAGAAGAAGUUAUAGAGACGCAGGAAGAAAUAAGGGAAGCCACCCACGCCUAGCAUGAGGAAGAGAAGAGAGUAGGCCAAGCCAAGGGAUUUUUUUAUUCAAUGCUUCAUUGUCCUAAUCUAUAAGAGGAGUAGCCUUUAUAUAGGCCUUACACUAUGUCAAUCAAUUGACUACAUACCAAAUUUGGGCCCUUACAUUCAUUCAAUCAAUUGACUAAGUCAAUUAAUUGAUUGCAUACCAAACUUGGACCCUUACAUUAAUUAAUCACUUACCAAUAUUGAUAUAAUCACUUGAUCUAAUUACUUGACCAAACAACUAACUAAAUUGACUCGACCAAUAACAAAAGCAACUAGCCAAAUUGACUUGACUAAUAACAAAAGUAACUAACCAACUUGACUCGAUCAAUAAUAAAAGCCACUAAUAAUACAAUAAAACAGAAAUGACGCGGACUCGAGUGGACCCAAUUUGGGGGUCCAACUCAAACUGAUGUCAUUCUCUGGUGCGACGUGAGCUAGUGGCUCGGAUGGCUCCAUCAUCUGAAUGAAGGGCUAUGAUGUCUCCAUCAACUCCUUCCAAGUGGAAAAAACUCGAUCCCUUCGAGGGCAGGUCUUAUCGGUUAUCGUACUAGGCUGGGGCACGAUCAGAGGUGCGGUCGCAGUAAGUAGGCUCGUCAAAUGGCUCAAAUCUGAUUUGAUCACAAUAAUUUAGCGAACCUGAUAACACGAUCAGAGGGGGAAGCAGCUAUUGCCAGGCCUGUUGGGCCUUGAGUUCAAGAAAGGGGUGAUCCGUAAGGUGGUUUGGACUCGCGGGCCUAACGACUUGGCCCGUGAUAAGCUACUUGGGGAGGUCUCGUGUCGGUGUGUUGUCGGGUCCAAUGGGCUAUCGGGAGUCAGGGUGUGUAUGGGGUUGGGAGCAAACAGAGGGGAAGGGUAAGGGCCAGAAAUGAGACCUCCAAGAGGUGGUGGUCGCGGCGGCGGCUUCAAGGACCGGAGCGAUGGUGGUGGGAGCAGAGGACGAGGGAGAGGUGGUGGAGGCCCUUGCGGGCGAGGCGAAGGCUGUGGGAGCCGCCGAGGUGGCGGCCGAGGCGGGGGAAGGGGCAGUGACCUAGGUGGUGGUUCUCGGACGGCGACGGCUGCGGGUGCACGGCGGCGCGGGUGGUGGAGCAACGGGAGGACGCGGGCAGACACGGGCGCACGGGAGGGUUUCUUCUUCCUCACUCGUGGACUGCAACAGGGAGUUUUCCCUUCCUUCCACGCGAAAAACCGCCGAACACCAAAGAACCCAAGAUCGGGAGACUCCUCUUCCCCGGAUCCUCUCGCGGGCGGUGCUCCUCCUCCAGAUCUGGCGUGCGGCGGCGAUGGGGACGCGGGCGUUCGGUGGAACUCGGCGGCCUUCUUUUCCGCCGGAUCGGGAGCCUCCUCCUCCUCCGGACUGCGACGCGAACCGGGGGGGAGGCCUUCUCUCCGCCGAAAACAGGGGACUCACGGGAAGAGGGGGGCUGUUUUCGGCGUGGGGAAGAAGAAAGUUUGGAGAAUAUGAAAACCGCUUGAGAAGAAGAAAGGGCCUUCUUUUGCUUUUCGGCUUGGGAAGGAUGCCACCUGAGAACCCCACGUGAUGGAACGCCCACUCCUCAUGCGAAGAAACAGAGAUUUGGCGUUUUCCGGCUUGGGAGAAGAAAGCAAAGGCGCAACCAAGUGACGAUUUUUUUGUUUUUUUUUAAGUUGCCGCAUGACCAGGGAGCUUUGGCGACAGAGGCAAAGCUUAUCAAAUUUGAUGCAGAACAAUUGCAGAGAAAAAAAAGAAAGAAGGAAAAAAAAAAGUUAUAAAGAUACAGGAAAAAGAGGUUAUAGAGACGCAGAAAGAAAAAAAAAAGAAAAAAGGAAUGGCCUUUAUAUAUAUCUUACACCAGAUCAAUCAAUUGAUUACAUACCAAAUUUGGGCCCUUACAUCAAUUCAAUCAAUUGACUAAGUCAAUUCAUUGAUUACAUACCAAACUUGGAUCCUUAUAUCAAUUAAUCCCUUACCAAUAUUGAUCUAAUUACUUGACCCAACAACUAACUAAAUUGACUAGACCAAUAACAAAAGUAACUAACCAAAUUGACUUGACCAAUAACAAAAAUAACUAACCAACUUGACUCGAUCAAUAAUAAAAGACACUAAUAAUGCAAUAAAACAGAAAUGACGCGGACUCGAGUAAAAUCAAACUGAUGUCACUCUCUGGUGCGACAUGAGUUUGUGGCUCGGAUGGCUCCAUCAUCUGAAUGAAAGGCUCUGAUAUCCCCAUCACUUACAAGUAGGCCUGCAAGCAAGACAGGUAGGAUUGGGGAUAGGAACAACCCAUACCCAAUGCAUAUUCAAAUUAGGUCAAAAAAUAAACCUAAACAUAAUCCAAUUCCCUUCAAGGUCGAUCAGGUUAGAUUUAAUAGUAAUUGUAUAAAUCCAUCAGACUUUUCAUAUCAAAUCAAGUCAAAAAUAGUUCAAAGACAAAUCAUAAUAAAUACAUACAAAUUCAUUAUCUAAUUAUAUCAUAAAUAUCUUAUGCAAUAAAAUAAUAGCAAGCCACAUGAAAACAUUAUCAAACAUAUUUUAAGUAGGAUUUUCAUAAUUAUAAUCAAUGAUAUAAAUUAUUAACAAAUUAUUAGAAGACUAAAAAGAGUACUAUAGAAGACAACCAAAAUAUAAGAAUAGAGAAAUAUAUAAAAGCUAUAAGGUGGCAAAUAAGCAAGUUAAGAAGAUAGUACGAGAGGCUAGAUUCAAAGCAUAUGAAGUAUUAUAUCACAAGUUAGAAGCUAAGAAUAGAGAAAAAGAUAUUUCUAAGAUUACAGACUAAGAGAAAAGAAAAACUAGAGAUUUAAUUAGGUUAAAUGCAUCAAUGACAAAAAUUAAAAAGUUUUGAUUAAGGAGGACGGGAUUAAAGAAGGAUGGAGAGGUACUAUUUUUAUAUGCUAUUCAAUAAAGUCAUAUAAAAUAUUUAGGAUGUCUUACUAGUUCCAUUGAGGAUAGAAAUAUUUAGUAUGCAUGUAAAAUUGAAUAUCUGAGAUAAAGGAGGCAAUAUAAAAGAUGAAAAUGGAGAAAGCGGUUGGACCUGAUGAAACCUCUAAUUUAUUUAAUAAAAUUUUAAAUAUUAAGAAGACAUCUGAUGAAUGGAGGAAGAAUAUUAUAGUAUUAAUUUAUAAAGAUAAAGGUGAUAUUCAAAAUUAUUUUAACUAUUGUGGUAUUAAACUCAUGCAUUAUAGAAUAAAACUUUGGGAGAGGGUGUUUGAGCAAAGAUCAAGAUGUGAUACAAAAAUAUGAGAGAAUUAAUUUGAUUUGAAGCUAGAAAGUUUGACUAUAGAAGUCAUUUUUCUUCUUUGAAGGUUAAUAGAUAAAUAUAGAGAAAAGAUAUAAGAUCUUUAUACAAUUUUUAUUAAUAUAGAGAAAGCAUAUAAUAGAGUUUCCAGAGAAGUCUUAUGGUGCGUAUUAGAAAAAGAAAGAAGCUUUCAUUGGUUAUGUUAAUAUGAUUAAAGAUAUGAAUAAUAGAGCGGUUACUAGUAUGAGAAUUAUGGAUAAUAAUAAGUAAGUUUUCCAUCAUAAUAGGUUUACACCAAGGUUCUACUCUAAACCCCCUCCUUUUUGCGCUCGUUGUGGAUGAACCUAUUGGGCAUAUUUACGAUAAUAUUCCUUAGCGCGUACUAUUUGCAGAUGUUAUAGUCUUGGUGAAUGAAACUAAAGUUUGAGGUAAUCGUAAAUUGCAAUUAUAUAGGUGUGCACUAAAAUUUAAGAGUUAUAAGUUAGGUAGGACCAAGAUAGAAUACAUGGAAUAUAGUUUUAAUAAAAUUAGAAAUACAAAUGAAAGUGAAGCAAAAGUUAUGGAUUAUAAAGUUCAUAGGAUUGAUCAUUUUUAAUAUUUUGGAUUCAUUAUUCACAAGAAAAGGAUUCAUAUAGUCGACCCAAACUAGAUUGGGAUUAAGACUUAGUUGAGUUGAGUAUAUCAUCAGAAGAAGACUUAUAUUUCUUAUAUUAAACCAGAGUAUUGAAAUAUAUGGUAUACUAAUUUUCUAUCAGUCUAGGUUGGUUCAGUUUCAAAUUGGAAAUUUAAGUAUCCAAAUCUAAUCCAUUUUAAGAACAGGUCAUUUUUUCAAAUCCAAACCUAAUCCAGGUAAUUUUGGUGCUGGUUGGAAUGAAUUGGUUUCGGAUCAGUGCCAGAUUGGAGAUAGAUCAAUCCACUUGUAGGCCUAUAUUUGAAUGAGAAUAAGUGGAAGAUAUCUAAUCUUCUUUGUUUUGUUUUUGAAGAAAAAAACUUUUGGAAGAAAAGUCUUGAAGGCAACAGAGAAAAGUUGGGAAGUCGAAAAAGUUUCACCCCUAUUUUCUUCUAUAAAAGAUAUCUUCUAAAAGAUAUCUCCCAUGUCAAAUCACUCUUCCCUAUAUGCCUUAGGCCUGCCUUUAUCAUUACCUAGAAUCUCAUGUGGCACCAUAAACCUUCUUUUUGUCUAAUGAACAAUUUAGGAUUCCUUGAAUUAAUCAUGAAUCAUUCCCGUUUUAUGAUUAAUUCAUGAAACAACCGUGAACCUGCAAAUUAUUCAUUUAAUGUAGGGCUAGAACGGGGUCAGACUAGGUUGGGCUAUAUUUCUGUUGGAAUCCAACUUGAAUUUUUUUUGGGCUCAAGGCUAGGCUUAGGCCUGAGAUUUUUCAAAAUGCUGACUUGAUCUCAAGCUCAUCAAAAACUCAAUGCAUUGACCCAAAUUAGUCUUUUUAGGCCAAAAGACUGGACCGACUUAUGUUCUGGUUGACCUAAUUUUUGGCUCGAUUGGCCCCUACAUGGCUUGAUUGGACCUGCCAAAUUAAUGAGAAAUGGUAAAAAUUAAAUUUUUUAACAAUAAUGCACCAUAGUAUGACCACAAUUGCCCUAGAAAUAGGAUAUCUUGCUUUAAAAUACUAGAAAAAUACUAACUCCACGGGAAUACUAUUAUAGGAUAUUAUAAUAGGAUAUCUUCCUUCAAUUUGAUGAUGGGAAUGGAAACCAGAAGGUUCUUUUAUUUUGAAUGAGAGAAUGAGGGGAAGGAUAUUAUAGGAGAGGGAGAGGACAACAGAAGGGAGGAGGCUAGAGUAGAUCAAAUAGAAGAGAGAGUAGACCUUGUCAUGCUAGGAAGGCCAUUCAAAGCUAUACGGGUCCAACAAAUUAUGGUUGCCCAACCCUAACUCUCCAAGAAUAGUGCCCAUAGUUGGGCAUCGCUCAUCUCUUCUCUUUUUCAUCUCUCUCUCUCUCACGGUGAGAGAGAAGGGAUCAGGAACAUUGGAUGUGGCUGAUCUCUUUGUUCUUGAAAAAGAGGGCCUGUAGCAUUGGAUUGUUGACCAGCAACGAUGAGAGGAGGAGGGGACUAGUGGAAGUGGAUGGAGAAGCGAAGAGCUGGAGAGAUGUAGAGAGCCCAAGGGUCAGAAAAAUUCGGGACAAGAGACUUAGGGAUCGAAGGUUUUAGCCCUCCCCUCUCACCCGUAGGCGGUCAAUCCCACUACCUUAGCUUGGUAAAUAGACAAAUUAGAUUCACUAAAGAAAAGGUCUGGCUAAAUUGAGCCGCAGGGCCUGGUUGGAUAUAGAGCCAGAACAGGUCUCGGGCCUUGUUCCAGUCCUUUUUUUGGGUUUGAUUUCAGGCUCGAUUUUUGGUCCCGGCUCAAGCUCGGGCUUCAGGGUGGAGCUAAGCAUCGACACAAGCCUAGACAGAAAUUCUUUCAGGUUCUACUUUUAGAUCCUAACCCAAUCUAAACUAUUUCAAGCCUAGCUUAUGGUCAGACUAGAAGCUGGCCCAAGUCCACUUUUGACAUUAGUUGAACAACUUUGUGGAAUAGUAAAAUUUAAACAAUUAAUGAAUUUUUCAAAUUAUCACAUAAUCUUGUUAUUAUAGUUGCAACAAGAUAAUAUCUUAUAUUUUAAUUAGGCAAAAUGACUCCUGGAAGGUUAUAGUCUUGUUUCUACAUCUCUAGUGUGAUUUAGAAGUGGGAACAUUAUAUUCAAUUCUAUAGACCAAACCUUGUUGGUCUUUUUAUAAUUAGAUAUUUUUUAUUUUAUACACAUCAUACUCGUAUACACCUCAAAGAAUGGAAAGCCUUCUUGUUGUGAAUGGUGAUACUAUUUUCCAAGGUUAGUUUACAAAUGGUUUGAGAAAUAGUGAUCUUAGAACUAAAUAACAUGGUAGCAAAUUAUUCAGUAUAUAUGUGAUAUCUCAGAGUUGAAUAAUUUUAUUUAUUGUAUAGAACUCUUGAUGAACUCUCAUUUAUUACUAAGAUCAAACUUUUUUUGGACAGACCAAACACCAAGAGAGAGAAUAUAAGACAGACAAGAGCUAGUCUGGUAGGACACCUGGCCUGUCCAACAAAGGAAGUAUAGUUCAUAGUGGAACCAGACAUGGCAGAGGCGGCUGUACUUCUAGCAGUUCAAAAGAUUGGUUUUGCUUUGGGUGGAGAAGCACUGAAAAAAGCUAGAUCUCUGUUUGCAAAUGAAGUCUCAUUGUUGACUCAACUACCAAGUAGUAUGAGCCGUAUCAAGAGUGAACUUUUGGUAAUGCAAGCCUUCCUCGGUCAAAUAGAUACUCGAACUGACAGCAACCAAGUCCUUGAUGCUUGGGUUCAGGAGGUACGGAAACUAGCAUAUAGUGUUGAGGACAUUAUGGAUGAGUAUGUCUAUCUCAUAGCUCAACAGCAAGGGAGCGGGUUAGGAGGCUGUCUUUCAAAAAUAGUAAGGAGAUCCCAAAAUUUGGUUGCCUUCCAUCAAAUUGCUGCUCAGCUGAAAGAAUUGGAAACUAAUUUGGUUCACCUUUCACAAAUGAAGGAGCGAUGGAUUAAGACAACAGAGGGAGCAAUGAUUGGUAGUUCACGUAAUGCUAGUGAAAAGCAACAGAAUUUAGCAGACUCUUCUCGUUUCAUGGAUGAAGAUGACCUUGUGGGGAUUGACCAAAACAAAAAAAAAUUAACUGAAUGGCUACUUGAUGAGGAUCCAGUUGGCUCUAUAAUAUCUGUGUGGGGCAUGGGGGGAUUGGGCAAAACAACCCUUGUCACCAAUGUAUAUAAAAGUGAGAGAAAAGAGUUUCAAUGUCAUGCAUGGGUAUCCAUCUCACAAACUUACGAGGUGGAUGAUCUUUUAAGAAGAAUGAUAAAGGAGCUGUAUGAAAAUGAAAAAGUAGAGAAAAUUUCGAAUGACAUCAGAGAAAUGGACCAUAUAAAGUUAGUUGAAAGAGUAAGAAGUUGGCUAGAGAAGAAAAAAUAUUUGAUCAUACUGGAUGAUGUAUGGGAUAUAAAAGCUUUCAAUGCUAUUAGUGAUGCCAUUAAUGUUGAUGACAACAAUGGAAGCAGAGUAAUCAUUACAACUCGGAUUGCUGAGGUAGCUUCACUAGCACAUGACAGUCGAAAGCUUGAGCUCAAGGUUUUGGAAAGCACCGAGGCAUGGGAUCUAUUUUGUAGGAGGGCAUUCCGGAAAGAUAAAGUGAGAAGAGGUCCUAAAGAACUGGAGGAGUUGGGAAAGAAAAUUGUAUUAAAGUGUCAAGGGUUGCCACUAGCUAUUGUCUCUUUAGGCAGUCUUCUAUCCCUAAGAGAGAAAACCAAGUCAGAAUGGGAGAAAGUUUAUGAUCGGCUGAGCUGGGAGUUGAAUAACAACCCAAAUUUGGACAAUGUGAAGCAUGUUCUGAAUCUCAGCUAUAACUAUUUGCCGAGAUAUCUCAAGAACUGCUUCUUGCAUUGCAGCAUGUUCCCGGAGGAUCAUGUGCUUCAAAGAAAGAGGCUUAUGAGGCUAUGGGUCGCAGAGGGAUUUGUGGAGGAAAGGGGAUCAAGCACAAUGGAGGAAGUGGCAGAGGACUAUCUCAAGGAGCUCAUCCAUCGAUGCAUGCUUCAAGCUGUAAAAAGGAAUGAAUUUGGUAGAAUAAAACACUGUCGGAUGCACGAUCUUGUACGAGAGUUGGCUGUAUCAUUGUCUAAGAAGGAAAAUUUUAGCGUUGUACUUGAUGAUCUUCGGAUGGUGGGGAAGACGGGUGAUGAAACACGCCGCCUAUCAGUGCACAAUUACAGUAACGAAAUCCAAUCGAGCAUGGAGUUGCCAAGACUUCGCACUUUCAUGGUGUUUGACCGUUCAAUGUCCUCCUCAUCAUCAUCCUUCCUGUCGCUGUGUUCCAGCUCUAGAUAUUUGACCGUCUUAGAUCUGCAAGGCAUCUCGAUUGAGAGAGUACCAGAUGAAAUUGGAGACUUUUUCAAUCUGCGCUUUUUGGGUCUGAGGGACACGAAGGUGAAGAUGCUACCUAAAUCUUUGGGAAGGCUUCGUAACCUGCAGACGCUCGACCUCUAUGACAGUGAAAUAGAGAAACUGCCAAGCACGACAAGGAACCUCAAGAAGUUGCGUCACUUGUUUGCCCAGAAGAUUUUCAUUCCAAAUUAUAAUGCUAUAGAUAAUCUUAGAGGUGUGCAAACUCCGAAAGGGCUGUGGAAUUUGAAAGACCUGCAGACUCUCCAAGGAGUGGAAGCAAACAUGGAAUUUGUGAAACGGCUAGGGAACUUGACGCAACUAAGGAGCAUUCGGAUAUGGAAAGUGAGCGGCAUCCAUUGCAAAGACCUAUGCGCUUCAUUAUCAAGGUUGCGCUACCUAUCCCACUUGUCCCUUAAUGCAAGCAACGAGAAUGAGAUUCUCCAGUUGGGAGGGUGGGAUCAUCCACCUCAGCAUCUUCAAAUGCUUCAUCUGAAUGGACGGCUAGCAGAAGGGACGAUGGAGUUGCCCUUAUUUCGUGCCCUUGGAGCUAGCCUUCAGAAGUUGUACCUGUGUUGGAAUGGGUUGGUAGAGGAUCCAAUUCAAUCUCUUUCUCAGUUGACCAACCUCGUAUAUCUCUGUCUGGAUAAGGCAUAUGACGGGCAGCGAUUGUGGUUUGGCAUAGGAUGGUUCCCUAACUUGAAGGAACUCUUGUUACACGAUAUGCCGCAACUUAAUCAGGUUGAGGUAGAGGAUGGCGCCAUGCCAAGGCUGGAGUUUCUACUCAUGGAUGGCCUACCCGCGUUAAAGGAUGUUCCACGAGGCAUCGAAUAUCUCACAUCCCUCCAGACACUGUACUUGAAGGAUCUGCAUCCAGAAUUCAGAGGGAGGUUCGAAGGAAGCGACGACAAGAACAAGAUUCAAGGCAUCCCUAAUGCCUAUUAUAUUUUUAAGAGAGGGGACGAAACAAAAUAUGAAAGACUUUCAUGAUCCAUCCCUCUGCCCACUUAUCUGGGACCACCAAGAAAAUCAUUUUAGGGAGUCGAGAACAAGCUCACAAGAUUAAAAUUCUAGCAGAUAUUUUAUUAAAUUUUUCUCUUUCUAGUUAUAAUGUACUUUGCUCAUAAAGAUCUGUCUGCCGUGUAUUAUGUGUAUAAGUGCUUGCCCUAUUCUAUCAGGAUCCAUUCAAUAUACUCAAAAUGUGGUGUCUUUAAAUGCUCAUGUAGUCAUGAUGAUGUGUAAUAUGUGUUUUUUUUCAUUAGAUUGCUUAUGUAAUUAACUGGAAAUUACUUUUUCCUAAGAUCUUCUAUUUUUCUGUAGGGUGAGGAUAAUUGAGUUUGUUAUUU
Molecule: messenger RNA, 10717 nt
Organism: Phoenix dactylifera (date palm)
Lineage: Eukaryota; Viridiplantae; Streptophyta; Magnoliopsida; Arecales; Arecaceae
Source: RefSeq, a predicted model, not a curated record